UUUAUUCUAAAAUCUGUGAAGAUGAAGUUUGAAAAUUUGUUGGCUGAGGUGGGAGGUUUUGGAAAAUUUCAGAUCAGUCUCAUCCUUAUUAUGGUUAUUCCGAGAGUCACUUUACCGUUUCACUUCCUAUUGAUCAACUUCAUCGCUGCCAUCCCAUCUCACCACUGUGACAUCAGCAGUCUGGAUGCUGAUGGGAUCUUUGGGAAUCUGACUCAGAAGGAAAGACUGACUGUCAGUAUUCCGGCACACGAAGAUGGGACUCCUGCUUCCUGUCACAUGUUCUCUCAUCCUCAGUUUCAUCUGCUGUCAAACGCAUCCAGCAUUACAGAUCUUCCUGUGGUGGAGUGCCAGAAUGGAUGGGAGUACGACAACAGCACUUUUAAAUCCACCCUGUCUACAGAGUUUGAUUUGGUGUGCAACAGGAGAGGUCUGAAUAAAGCCACAGCCACCAUCUUCUUCAUUGGUGUAAUGGUUGGAGCAGCAUUUUCUGGAUGGCUGAGUGACAGGUUUGGUAGGAAGCCCAUGCUCAUGGUGUCUUACCUCAUAACUGCUGCCUUUGGUGUAGCCAGUGCAUUCUCCCAGUCAUUUAUCAUGUUUGCUAUAAUGAGGUUCUUCACUGGACUGGGCAUUACAGGCAUCAGCAUCAUCACCAUUGUUCUGUGUAUUGAAUGGGCUGACAUCGAGCACAGGACGUUUGCUGGAGUUAUAAUCAGUCUCGACUGGUCGAUCAGCACUAUGAUAUUGCCAGGCAUUGCUUAUUUUGUCAAAGACUGGAGAAGUCUUGUACUCGUGGUAACAGCUCCCCUCGCACUGGCUGUGAUCACAUGGAGGUGGAUCCCAGAGUCAGCACGAUGGCUGAUUGUUAAUGGAAAGCUGGAAGAAGCUCAUCUUUACCUAAGCAAAUGUGCCUCAGUUAACAAAAGAGAAAACAGCCUCAAAGAUAUCAAACCGCAGACCCUUGCUGCUGUUAUAAUCACUGAAAAUAAAGGAGACAGAAAAUACUCAUGUCUGGACCUGAUAAGAUCUCCAAAUAUGAGGAAGCUAUCUGUCCUCUCAGGAAUCACCUGGUUUGGAGUAGCAUUCACGUACUACGGUAUCAGUUUGAACAUAACUGGCUUCGGAUUGGACCUGUACCUAACCCAGUUUAUUUACGGUGCCAUAGAAUUGCCAGCAAAACUGUUGGCUUAUGUGUGCCUAGAUAAGCUGGGCCGUAGGUACAGCCAGGCAGGUUUGCUGGUUACAACAGGGGCCUGCAUUGGCAUCACUAUUCUCAUUCCUAAAGAUUUGUGGCUGCCUCGUACAGUCAUUGCUGUGUUGGGUAAAGGAUUCUCAGAGGCCGCCUUCACAUGUCUUUUUCUCUAUACCACUGAGAUAUUCCCAACCAUGUUAAGGCAGAAUGGAUUAGGCUAUAGUUCAUUUGUUGGUCGUAUUGGUGUCUCUUUGGCACCUCUAGUGGUGCUACUGGAUGAGGUCUGGCUCCCUCUGCCACAAGUCCUCUUCUGCACUGCUGCCAUCGUUGCAGGCCUCCUUGCCCUGCUCCUUCCUGAGACCCGCAAUGUGCGACUUCCUGAAACUAUUGAGGAUAUUGAGAAAACUAGGAAAAGAUCCAUGUGUUCACCACUUCCGUGAAUUCCAGCAUGGAACCAAAUCUCUACAUAAAGUGAAAAGGAAUCUAAACA
Paramisgurnus dabryanus is the source of this 1679-nucleotide messenger RNA. Lineage: Eukaryota; Metazoa; Chordata; Actinopteri; Cypriniformes; Cobitidae. The record is from RefSeq and is a predicted model, not a curated record.